Molecule: messenger RNA, 1095 nt
Organism: Linum tenue
Lineage: Eukaryota; Viridiplantae; Streptophyta; Magnoliopsida; Malpighiales; Linaceae
Source: the annotation of a GenBank genome assembly
AUGUUCGAGACCCUCAAGUCUUCACUCGCCCAGACCCUCACGCGCUUCUACCCACUCGCCGGCAGGUUGUCCAAAUCCGGCGAAGAUAACGAAGCCGGUGCGAUUCCAGUCAUCAACUGCAACGACGAGGGCGUGCCGUUUUCUUCCGCCACGGUCGACGGAGACAUUAAAGAUGUGUCCGUGGCUCAGUUUCUAAGGAGACGACUCGAAAUCGAGUCGCUCCAGCAAUUCCUCCCUUUCCCUGCCCAUCUUAUCAUCUCGGGCCUCGAAUCGGCGCCGCAGAUCGCCUUCAGGGCUACCGCUUUCCCCUGCGGCGGGCUCGCCAUCGGGGUCUGCUUGUUGCACAAGAUCAUUGAUGGCCCCACUUUGGCCGAUUUCAUGAAACUCUGGUCCGCAUUCGCCAGCAGCGAGGAGAAAACGGCGGGUGGGAGCGGGUACGCUCACAAUCUCGCUGCCACGUCACUCCUGCCGCCGCGACACGACGAUGUUCCCGCGGGCACAGAGGAUUUUGUGGGCGAAGAAGGGAAGGUGUUGAUGAGGAGAUUCGCGUUCGAUGAAGAAGCGAUUCAUGCGCUGAAAGCCAAAGCGAAGAGCGAUCAGAUACCUGACCCGACCCGGACCGAGGCUGUUGGUGGAUUUUUGUGGAAAUCGGUGAUGAGUGCAGCUGCCAGGGCAGCAUCACCCGACGGGUCAAAGCCCAGAUCCGUUGUCUCAGUUGCAGUUGCGAAACUUGAUCAAGAGUUCAUGAGAAAGUUACAAGGCAAAGACGGGAGACGAGAAUUUCUAAGGAACCUAGAAGCAUUUUGGAAGCCAACAAUCAUGGUAGAUGCUGCUGUUGAAAACGCGAGUAUAGUAGCGUCGUUUACAAUAACUUCCACAACCGGACUGAGAUUGUACGAUGUUGAUUUUGGAUGGGGAAAACCUGCUUGGAUCACCAUGGCUCAAUUCCCAACUCCAAAUGUGGCCUUUUUGCUGCAGUCUCCGGUUGGAUAUGGUGUUGAAGUUUGGCUCACCUUGCCUGAAAAAGAAAUGGUCAUGCUGGAACAAGAACCUGAAUUCACUAUUUAUGCUAAGAACAAUAUGUGUGUACUUUGA